AUGAAUCGAAAAGAGCGGCAAAGGCAUGAAUUUGCAUUGCUGAUUACCACAGGUAAAAACCGGUUUGGAGAAAUCUUGAAUUUAUCAAAUCAAGAAUCAAGAAUUUUUAGGCCCAUUUUUGGGGUUUCUCCACAUUUUCGAAAUAUCUUGCCUGGAAUUCCAGAGGAGAACGAAAAAAAUGAUUUGUGUCCGAUUUUCAUUAGAUCAAAAGAUCGGACCUGGUCUUUGGACCCCUUGGAAAACAUUAAAAAAAAACCCCCCUGAAAUAUACGUUUCACUGAUCAAGCUUAUGAUUUGAAUAAGUUCUAAUAUUGAUUAUUUUGUGGCUAAAUUCACAAUCAAUAUUUGAAAAUUUUCAAACUAUAAGCUUGAUCAUUGAAACGUAUAGAUCAGGGGUUUUUUGAAUAUUGUCCGAGGGCAAAGUCCGAUCUAAUAAUUUGUGAGAAAAUCGGACGCAAAAAAUGAUUCAAAAUAUUCCAGGAAUCUACCAUACUUUGGAUCAAUGGACCCGAGUCCUACUUCCAUUUGCCCAAUGGAGUCUUCAACCAUCUCCAAAUCUCGACGAUUUAGCCUAUCUCACAGCUGUCUCGACACUAUUCACAUUUAUCGGUGCAUUAUUUAUGGCUCAAUUUAUCGAAGUUUUCGGCCUUCGAGUCAGCGCAAUCAUCUCAACAUGCAUCACAGCAUUAUAUCAAUUUAUCGUUUGUCAAACCCAUAACUAUUAUGGUUAUUUGAUAAUUCAAAGUCUUUUAAUGUUCAAUAACAUGCAAAUGAUCAUCGAUGCAGCUGUUCUAAAUCUCGAAGGUGAAGAUGGAGACGAUAAAAAACGCUCGCGACUAAUCACAAAAAUCCUAAUCCCUCAAGGAAUUGGCUACGCCCUCGGACCAUACAUCGCUCUCCAAGUUGUAUUUUUCAUGACUCCCUCAUUAGAAACAUCUCAAUUAUUAUGUUCACUUCUAUCAACCGGAACUCUUCUUCCGGUUAUUUGGAAAUAUUUCCCCGAUCAUAAAAACUCGUCAAAAUCAUUGGCUCCAGAUUUCUCCGGAUAUUCUCAAUUGUUGAGUAACGAACGAACCCGCUGGUGUGUUCUUCUUCUAAUGUUGGUUAGUGGACCAUACGCAGCAUACGACAAUAUUAUGCGCAUCUCCUUAGCCGCAACAGCAAUCAGAAAUCCAGGAAGUUUGCACAACUUGGUAAGUAAGAAAUGUGGACUUUAGAGGAUAUGGAUUUCUAUUACAGUUCAUCAUAAUCGGUUUGACAACAAUGCUGGUGAAUAUGUUGAUUCUUCCAAAACUUCAGGCAAUGUUAUCUCCACAAGUUCUCUUGACAGUUGCUUUCAGUCUCUUGACAGUGUCCUAUGUUUAUUUGGCGAUUUUCAGAGCUUACGCUUUUCUGUUGAUUGGAAUGCCAAUCCAGGUGAGGAAUUAGGGAGACGUAGAAAGAAGUAACAAGUUCACGCCGAAAAAAUCGAGUUUCAGUUUUCAGAGGUCUAAACUUUGUCGAAAAAAAUAUAGGGAACUUCUAGAAAAUAUUUUACAAAAAAAUUGAAAGAACGGCCUUAUUUUGGACAUAAAAUCCAGAAAAUACAAUAAGCUCCAGAAACUUUCUAUCCCUAACCACCAAAAAAAUCAACCAACUUCUUCCAGGUCAUCGGUGUAACAAUCGCUUUGGGCGAGAUAUCAUCCCAACUAAUGGGCACAAUCGGUAAAGGCGGUGCCGGAAAAGCCGCCGCACUUAUCCGAAUGUCUCAAUUAUCCGCCGGAUUUUUGGUUCCAUUUCUAACCGGCACCACAUUCCACACUCAAGACAGCACAUUGCUUUGCGCAUUUUGCGCAUUCAUUAGCGCUUCCGCAAUUCCAAUUGUACGACAAUAUGGAACAUUUAUGAAAUUCAAUUCGGCUUCGUUGCCAGGUUUAUUUGUCGGCAAAACAGAGUAA
This is a messenger RNA of Caenorhabditis angaria, 1937 nucleotides long. NCBI's taxonomy places the organism in Eukaryota, Metazoa, Nematoda, Chromadorea, Rhabditida, Rhabditidae. The record is from the annotation of a GenBank genome assembly.